Nezara viridula (southern green stink bug) is the source of this 1778-nucleotide messenger RNA. NCBI's taxonomy places the organism in Eukaryota, Metazoa, Arthropoda, Insecta, Hemiptera, Pentatomidae. The record is from the annotation of a GenBank genome assembly.
GGAUGGGAGUUCUCUGGUUACUGUCAAUGACCAUCAUUUGUCACACCACACAACGUAUAACAGCAUGGCCUGGAGGAAAUCAGUCUUCAACCUCAACUAGCAAACCUGUAUUUGAAAAUCAUACAAUAAACACAUUAGAAGAACUUCCACUUAGAAAAUCUAUCGUAAAUUCAUCGGAAGAAAACAUGAGGGAAAAAAGAGGAACAAUAUCCAAUGAAAACACCAUAGAGUCUGAUUUAGAAAAAAGAGAUCAGAAAUAUAAAUUUUCCAGUUGGGGUGGGAAAAGAAAUCAUAUUCCAGAAGAAAAACGAGCGAAAUUCUCAAGUUGGGGAGGAAAAAGGAGCUAUGAGUUGGGAAGCAAUGAAAUUGAUGAAGAUAUACAAGAGGAAAAAAGAGCAAGAUUUUCAAGCUGGGGCGGGAAGAGAAGCGAUAAUGAUGCAGAAAAGCGUGCAAGAUUCUCGUCUUGGGCUGGUAAAAGAAAUCUUAAUGAAAUAUCAGAAGACAAAAGGUCAAAAUUUAACAGUUGGGCAGGAAAAAGAAUGGAUUUAGAAGGAGACAAGCGAGCAAAAUUCUCAUCAUGGGCAGGAAAAAGAGCCAGGUUCAACAGUUGGGCUGGUAAACGCAGUGAUAAUGUCUUUUAUGAUGAAAAACGUGUUCCAUUUAAUAGCUGGGCUGGAAAAAGAAACUACUUAGAACCCGAAAAUGAAUAUGAAACAGCUGAAGACAAAAGAGCUAAAUUUUCAAGUUGGGCUGGGAAAAGAAGUUACUUCCAACCCAAUACUGAUGAAGAUGAAAUUUCUGAAGUAAAAAGAGAAAAGUUUUCCAGUUGGGCUGGUAAAAGAGCACCUGAUUAUGUUGGAAUUCCUUGGAACUCUCCAGAUAACAAAUUACGAUACUACUCAAACGCAGGAGGAGAGCAAGGUUCGGAAAAUAUAAUGAAACUUUGGCAAGAUCUAAUGUCUAGAAAAAGAGCAAGAUUUUCUUCAUGGGCUGGAAAGAGAAGUGAUGAAACAGUAUCAGACAAUGAAAGUCUUAUAAGGUUUCUGAAACCUGAAGCAGAAGAAAAAAGAGCCAAGUUCUCUUCAUGGGCAGGAAAAAGAGAUGAUAUAGAUACAAACAAAGUAGGAAGCUGGGGAGGAAAUCAAGGGAAUGAAUCAGUUGGAGAUUUAAACAAUGGAAGAGAAUACCCAAGUAUGAUUGUGAAAAGAAGUGCUUAUUCAUGGAAUAGCCCAUCAAUUGCAUACAAACGUAAACCAAUAUUUUCCUCUUGGGGAGGGAAACGAAGUGAUGAUAGCCAUACUAUACAAGCCAGGUCACUUCCUAUGCAACGUGUAUUAUUUAAUGGAGUUAAAGACAGGUCUUGGGGUUCACUUCUUCGCCCAAUCAGAAGAGGUCCGGACUUCUAUGCUUGGGGAGGCAAAAGAUCAACAUAGUUACCUCAGAAAAAUUUACUGUCUGUAUUAAAGGUGCUUUUAUUUAUGUCAAAUUUCUUGAAACAUAGUAAAAAUCAAUCCAAAAAAAGUAAAAUGAAAAAAAUAUAUAAGGAUGACAAUUCAUAGAUAUUAGAUUAUUUUUAAUUAUUUCUGUAUGUUUCACAAAAUAAAAUGAAGGCUGUAAUUUAAAAAAUAUAUAAAUAUAUAGACCUUAAUUCCUCUUUCAUAACAAAUUAUUUAAUAUUUUGAGUGUUAGCAACAGCCAGAAUGGCAUUAAUAAAAUGCAUUUUAAAAAUGUUAUAUCCUGUUGUACCUUAUUUUUCUUAAAAUAAAAAAGAAAAGUUA